Aplosporella prunicola CBS 121167 is the source of this 1465-nucleotide messenger RNA. RefSeq lists its product as uncharacterized. The record is from RefSeq and is a predicted model, not a curated record. Bases 168 to 1211 code for a protein of 347 amino acids. The transcript is spliced from 2 exons. Lineage: Eukaryota; Fungi; Ascomycota; Dothideomycetes; Botryosphaeriales; Aplosporellaceae.
CCUAACACGCCCCCGGUCACCUGACCCACACCAUAAAGCCAUCGCUCUCUUGUCUCCCCAUCCAAAAUCCUCACAGCUCCUUCUGACGAUUGUGCGCAGACUCUCGAUCGCUCGCCACAACACAUACAUCUUUCUUUUCAUCCCUCCACGCGCCGCGAUCACCCACCAUGCCCGCGCAACCCAGCGCCAUCACCGGCCCUCCUGCUGGAGGCGUUGGCCAGCCUGGAGCUGGCUCCAACGACGACUACCCCGAGGACCGCCCUGACCUUCCCAUGUCAAACCAGAUCUUCCAGGGCACCCACGAGCCCACGCUCCCGGGCACCAGGUGUAUCUGCGGACAGCCGAAGGGCGGCGUCCGCCAGCCUGCUGAUUGGCCCGGUGAGUGGGUCGGACCGCAUCCGCGCUUCAACAGCGUCGGUGGCUACGUCGUGAGCCACCCGAAGGCCAACAAUCGCUACGCCUACGAAAACCAGUCGGCUAGAACUCGCACUGACUUCGACGAUCGCAUCCAAGCUGCUAUGCCCAUCCCGAUUCCGUACAAGGUCGUGUACAACGCGGGCCCCAACCAAUCCGGCCGUAUGGCGGUCCCGGUCAACAUCACGCCGGCUGAGCUGGCUGCCAGCACUCACCGCCCGUUGAGCCGGGAGGUCACCGUCCCGAAGUGCGCUCACUUCCCGCUCACGGGAAAGUCCUGGAUGACGUUCAGCUUCUCGGCCGUCGGCCGUUACAUGAAGCUUGAGGAUGGCAGGACGAUAGAUCAAGCCGAACGCCUUAUGCUGAUCGAAGACAGCCUGGUCAACAGUGAAGAGCGUCGGAUGACCAUUCAUACCCCCCCUUCAGACUGGACCAACCAGGCCCAGAUUACGGUUUUGAACAAGUGGCGGACCCAAUUCCGCAUCCGCAAGCGUCUCGAGAGCAUCCGUCCGGAUCGUCCGCACUGGUCCCCGGACGAGAAGACGUUCCUGGUCAAUGAGAUGGCGAAGAUGCUGGAUACGGUUCCGGCUCAAAUGAUCGACAGUACCAGGUUCAACAUUGGACAGCUCGUCGACCUUGUCAACCGCAACUUCCACACUUUGCGCAAUUCCCACGGCGUUGAGUGUUUUAUCAACCGCCACGGCUUGAAGAAGACUGCUCGCGACAUGGCGAGGGCUAAGAGGGCCAGGGAGGCUGCUCGCUUGAGUGGCACCAACUCUUCCACCUGGGAGCUCUGAGCUGUUGACCUUCUCGUCUCCGCUAUGGCUUUUCUGGAGUUCUGAGCUAUCCACCGGCUGUCUCCGCUACAACUCUUUCUAGGAGCUCUGAGCUAUCGACCUUCUCCGCCGCGAAUCUUUCUGGGAGCUCUAAGCGAUCGAUCUUCUUGUCUCCAUGACGCUCUUCAUUGCAACGGACUUCGAUCUCGUUGUUUCUCUGGCUUUCAUCGCAAAUCUUCUUCUCCGACCACAGUGUCCGCGACCGAAGACUUUUC